GAGUAAGAUUCGUCGCUGGCGAGUGUGGCUACAGCUCAUUAGGCCGCACUGCCUUACCAGCACAUGUAAUUUAAGGCAGUUCUCUUCUCGCGUUGCCGACAUACAUGUGCAUGUUCAUUUGCUUCAUCUAUUCGCCACUUGCUAAGUGAAAUGGGAAAUGGCGACUAGAAGACGAUUCUUACUCGAUAGCUUUGGUGUUGCUUUUGAAUGCGAAAUUUUCGUCAGCGAGCGGGGAAAUGGCGUGUAGAAGAGGCCUAUAGCCAUACUCGCUAGCGACGAAUUUUACUCGAUAACUUUGUUGUUGCUUUCGCACGCAAAAUUUUCGUAAAGUUAAUCGAGAUAGCGAGUGGGGGAAUGGCGAAUAAAGGGCACAAUAAUAUAAUGCAUGCAUUUCUCUUGGAAAAAAUAUCACUACUCGAUAUGCAUAAACGCAAUUUAGACGAUAUAUAUCGACGGCUAUGUUUUCAUCUUCAUCAUUUUUCCUUUCUGAUUUAUUUACGUCUUUAUUUUAUACUUUUUUAUUACUUAUUGUAGAAAUUAGAGUUUGUAAGCAAAAUAUCAAUGCCCGGACAAAGUGUAGAUCUAAACGUGGUAUGCAGAAAUGAAAAUAAAAAAAAUGCUCACAAAUCAUACUGACGUGAAAAGAUAUUCAUAGAAAUUUCGGAAGGUUAAAGUUUUAUAAAACAAAAAAUUAUAUAGAAAUGCGAGCAAUAACAAAAAAGAAGUUAAUGUUUGCUCUACUCAUUUUCGUAUUCAAUAAAAGCACACAUACGUACAUACUUAAAUACAAAUACUGCGCCCACUCAUUCUUUACAAAAAAGAACAAAACACACAAAAAAAAAAUAACAAAAACGAAGAAAGCAUAUUUUUGUGCAUUUUUUCGAUACGCAAAAAUUGUGUACAUAUUAUUGAAAAUUUAUAAAAUUACCCAGCACUGCGCAUGAGAUAAGACACAUACAGGCUAAAUAUAUAAAAACAGAGCAAACUAAAUCCGGUUUUUGUCAGCUGAAUAGAAAUAAACUAAAUAUAAAAACUUAUACAUACAUACAUUCCGGUAGUAUUGGUGCAUGAAAAACUCAAAAGUUGCGUAAAAGUUAAAAAAUCACCAAACUUAACCAAAUAUUUGAGGAAUGUCUGACAAACAGAUAUAAACAUUUCUUAACAUACAUACAUACAUAUGUAUUUUUAGGCCAAUGAGCCCCUAACAUAGCAAGGGAAGUAAACUCAACAAAUAAAAGAAACAAAAAAAAAAACGAAAAAAAACUCGUAUACAAAUACAAAUGCAGCAACUAAAAUGCAAAAUUCUAAUAUUCAAGAAGCAAACAGGAGCAACAAAAAAGAAUUAUUAAAGAAAACAAAAGAAUGCAUAUCAUAGUUGUAAAAAAGCAGAGGAAAAAUUCGAAAGGCAAGAUAAAAUAUGUGAACAAAAACAAAUAAAAUUAUUAUAACUGAUUAUUAUUAUGAUAACUGACUAUUAUUACUGACCAUUGAAAUUACACAAACAAACAAACAAAAAACAAAAGCCGCGAGAGGGAGGGGAAUUUUAAAUAGCAAACACACAGCAAAACAAAAAAGAGUGAAUUGAGAUUAAAAAAAAAUGAAUAAGAGGAACAAAAGAUGGGUGACUGCGAGAGAACAAAGGCAAAUGGAUAGCAAAUUCACAGCAAAAUUAUUGAAAAUUAACAAAAACAGUAAACAGAAAACAGAAAACAUGCGUAAAGCAUCUUCAACUCUUUCGCCACUUCGGUUCACCCUUCAAUGCUAUGGGAAACGGCAGCAGCGCUGCAGUGGCUGCCGCCCACUGUCCCACCCCGUUCGCCUUUCCGUUCACACCGUUCGGCCUGAAUUGGUUCGACAUUGAUCCGUCCAGAAUUUUGGGUUUGCUCCGCCACCAGACAUGGCUGACCGAAGAGGCUUUAAAGGGUCGUAAUUUGCUAAACACACCUAAGGACUUUGCCCACCGUUACAAUCCCAUUGGCGAAUUGUUCGCCAAAGAUUUCCAUCAGAAUCAUUCGCAUGCCACCACUGCCGAAUUGCUUGCUGGCGUGGCAGCCCCCAACAAUCGGGCAAGUGCCGCCAGUCCAGUCAAGCAAGCAACAACAUCACCACUGCAACAGCCUGAACGUAGCACAAUACCACAGCAGCAAGAACAGUACAAACAGCAACACCAUCAACAACCACAACAACAACAGCAACAACAAAAACAACAACAAACAUUCAACAUACGUUAUCCCUCACCAGCUGCAUUUUUCCAUCAUCAACAGCAGCAGCAGCAGCAGCAACAACAACAACAACAGCAACAGCAUCUGAAGCAAAAGUCCAGUCGUCAAGGCACACCAUCACCUCAUGCCACAGCCACUUCUACACAAUCGAAGCCAGAUACGACACCCACAUCGCACACUGAAACACCGGACGAUGAUGCGGUUAUUGAGCUCACCACUCACGAUGAAGCACGCGACAGUGGUCGUGAAAGCGCCGUUCAUACGCCCAGCAAUAGCACUGGCACAUCCAGCGGUAUUGGCACCUCCGCCACUACUAGCAGUGGCGCGCUCAGCAGCGCUUGUUCGCCACUGCUCUACAAGGAGUCACUCGAACAAUUGCUGCAACGUCGUCGUUCCGGCUCCUCACUCGGUGGCGUCAGCGACAGUCUGCGUUCAUACACACAGCUGUUGCUCUCCUCGAGCACGCCCGGUUGCACCGACACGUCUAGCUGCAAGGAGAAAAGCUCCUCAUCUUCUACCUCAUCAACACCACCACCCACCUCAGCGCUGCUGGCGCAACACCAGCUGCUCACUCAACGGCUAAAUAGCCCAUCGGAGUCGUCGUCACUCUUUGGCGAGCCCAUCGAGGAAGAGACACGUUGCGUCGUCUGCAAUGCACAUUUUCCGAAUGUGUGGCUGUUGGAGCAGCAUGCAGCACUCCAGCACCCACACAUCGGGCCGGGCGAAGAGAAACCGUUCAUUUGUGAGCAAUGCGGUCAAUCGUAUCGUUAUCGCUCCGCAUAUGCUAAGCAUAAGGAGCAGAAUCAUCGCGCCCGCUUGCCGGCCGACAAGCUCUUCACGUGCGACGUCUGUGGCAUGCAAUUCCGUUAUCUCAAAUCGUUUAAAAAGCAUCGUCUCAAUCACGCGCUGGAGCGCUUGCACGGCAAGAAGGGCGUGAUCGGCAAACAUUGUCUGGCACCGGUGCAUGUGCUCGGGGAACAAGACGUAGUGACUAGUUCACAGGAGCCGAUGGUUGCCGACGAGGGUGGUGAGGAUUUGCGCAUCAAUGUGAAACGUGAGCAGGACGAUGAUGAACGUGAACAGCGAGAACGUGAGGAUCAGGACUGCACCGUUGACUCGGCUGGAAUGAUGCUCUACAAUGACAACAACAACGCGACGUCUUUAGCCACAACCAGCGUCGCGGAGGCGAACAUUAGCAGUUCAGAUGGAAUUCAUAGUACAAAUAAGGGGCCACGCCUUCUUGCAACUCCACAAAUGGAAACGGAUCCCUCCUAUCAUCAUUUGCAACGCCACCCACAACAUCCACAUCACCACCAACAGCAACUACCGCAACAACAUCAACAUCAACAGUUGCCACCACAUUUGCAUGGCAAUGUGGCUGGUACAUCACUGCCACCACAUCAACAUCAGCAUCCGCAUGCAGCUUUGCCUCAUUCGCAUCAUCCACACGCACAUGCGCAUCACGCCGCUGCUGCAUCAACACUGAAUUCGUUGAACUCACUCAACUCCAUUACAUCGCUGAUCAAUGCCGAACGCAUACCAAACGAACAAUUCCUGGGCCUUAAUCCGCAAGAGGCUUCAAUACUCAACUUUCUGCGUGUCGAUGCAGCUGAGCGUCAGCGGGACAAACGCCCCCAAACCUCACGUUUCGCCUGCCCCUUCUGUGGCAAAUGCGUACGCUCCAAGGAGAAUCUGAAAUUGCAUGUGCGCAAGCACACCGGCGAACGACCAUUUGUGUGCCUCUUCUGUGGACGCGCCUUCGGUGGAAAAUCGGACCUCACACGCCAUCUGCGCAUACAUACCGGCGAACGGCCGUAUCACUGCGAAUCCUGUGGCAAGUGCUUUGCACGCGCCGACUAUCUGUCGAAGCAUCUCACCACCCACAUACACAAUGCACCACGCUGA
Anastrepha obliqua is the source of this 4127-nucleotide messenger RNA. Its product is annotated as pair-rule protein odd-paired-like. The record is from RefSeq and is a predicted model, not a curated record. Bases 1764 to 4127 code for a protein of 787 amino acids. Gene Ontology annotation, biological process: regulation of transcription by RNA polymerase II. The transcript has 5 exons. Lineage: Eukaryota; Metazoa; Arthropoda; Insecta; Diptera; Tephritidae. Gene Ontology annotation, molecular function: DNA-binding transcription factor activity; RNA polymerase II cis-regulatory region sequence-specific DNA binding.